This is a messenger RNA of Colletotrichum chrysophilum, 1854 nucleotides long. RefSeq lists its product as uncharacterized. Gene Ontology annotation, cellular component: membrane. The record is from RefSeq and is a predicted model, not a curated record. Gene Ontology annotation, biological process: transmembrane transport. Gene Ontology annotation, molecular function: dipeptide transmembrane transporter activity. The coding region runs from base 1 to 1854 and encodes 617 amino acids. NCBI's taxonomy places the organism in Eukaryota, Fungi, Ascomycota, Sordariomycetes, Glomerellales, Glomerellaceae. The transcript is spliced from 2 exons.
AUGAGUAACCUUGGAGGACUCCAGGACGAUGUCCUGGCCAAGGCCCACGUCCCCGCGGCCACCGUCCAGGGCACCGAGAGGGAGAUCCAGGCCGGCCGCGGCUCUUUCGACGUGACCGCCGCCGCCGCCCCCGUGACCGAGUACGCCUACGACUCCAAGUCCGACGACGAGUACCCGGACAAGCCCACCGAGGAGGAGCUUCACACCCUCCGCCGUGUCUCCGGACCUAUCAAGUGGAGCAUGUACACCAUCGCCUUCGCCGAGCUUUGCGAGCGUUUCUCCUACUACGGAUCUUCCGUUCUGUACACCAACUUCGUCAUGCGCCCCAUGCCCGCCGGCUCCAGGACCGGUGCCACAUACAGCGACGAUGACCGCGUUCCCGGUGCUCUGAACAUGGGUCAGAGAGCCUCCCAGGGUGUCUCUCUGGUCAACAUGUUCUGGGCCUACAUCACCCCUCUGUUCGGCGCCUGGUUGGCCGAUGCCAAGUUUGGUCGCUACGUGGUCAUCCACAUCGCCAUCGUCGUCUCUACCCUCGCCCACGUUAUUCUGACCGUUGCCGCCGCUCCCUCCGUGCUCGACAAGGGCAAGACCGCCUUCGCCCCAUUCUUCAUCGGCCUCUUCACCCUCUGCACCGGAACUGGUCUCUUCAAGGCCAACAUUUCCCCUCUUCUCGCUGAGCAGAACCCUGACAGCCGCAUGCGCGUCGUUGUCCAGAACGGCGAGCGUGUGAUUGUUGACCCCGCCGUCACCAACACCCGUGUCUUCCUGUGGUUCUACUUCUGCAUCAACGUCGGUGCCGUCUCCGGACAGGUCUCCAUGGUCUUCGUCGAGAAGUACCACAGCUUCUGGCUGGCGUUCUUGCUGCCCACCAUCCUCUUCCUCAUCUGCCCUGUUGUUCUCUGGUCCAACAAGAAGAAGUACCACCUUACUCCCCCCACCGGCUCUGUUCUCGAGAAGUUCCUGAAGAUGACCAACUUCGCCCGCAAGCGCUCCGGCGGUUUCGGCAAGAUGAACUGGGACAUGGCCAAGCCUAGCAACAUCCCCGUCGCUGAGCGCCCCAGCUGGUUGACUUACGACGAUGCCUGGGUUGACGAGUGCAGACGUGGUCUCAAGGCCUGCAAGGUCUUCCUCUUCCUGCCCGUCUUCUUCCUCGCCUACAACCAGAUGACCAACAACCUGACCUCCCAGGCCGGCUCCAUGGUUCUCGGCGGCGCCCCCAACGACGUCAUCCAGAACCUGAACCCCCUCUCCAUCAUCAUCAUGAUUCCCAUCCUCGACCAUGGAGUCUACCCCUUGUUCCGCAAGAUGGGCUUCAACUUCACCCCCAUCAAGCGCAUGACCACCGGUUUCUUCUUCGCCGCCGCCUCCAUGGUCGCCGCCGCCGUCAUGCAGCACUACAUCUACCAGAUGUCCCCCUGCGGCAACCUCGCUACCGUCUGCGAGGAGGGUCCCGCCCAGAUCAACGUCUGGGCCCAGUGCCUGCCCUACAUCUUCAUCGGUCUCGCCGAGAUCUUCACCAACGUCACCUCGUACGAGUACGCCUUUUCCAAGGCCCCCGAAAACAUGAAGUCUCUCGUCAUGUCCGUCAACCUGGCCAUGAGCGCCGUCUCCGCCGCCAUCGGCCAGGCCUGGACCCCUCUGUCCGAGGACCCUCUCCUGGUCUGGAACUACACCUCCGUCGCCAUUAUCGCCUUCCUCGGUGGUGUCGCCUUCUGGUUCUGCUUCAAGCACCUCGACAGCGAGGAGGACCACCUCAACCAGCUCAAGAAGACCAAGUUCCUUGGUCAGAACCAGCCCACCGCUGCUGCCCAGGAAGACGCCCACGCUCAGACUGUCGUCAGCGACAAGGUCUAA